AUGAAGUUGGAGGACUUUCUCAUGCAGAGGCAGGAGGAGCACCGGAGGAGAUGCGAACUAGAGGAGGAGGUGAGGCCGGGGAAGCCGCCGGAGAUCUUCCGAGCAUGAACAUGCACGGGUUCUGUGAAAAAAUUGCGGAGUUCUGAAGUUUGUGAUCAUCUGCAGGUGGCUGAGUUGCACGGGGUUCUGGAGAAAGAACAGAAGCUAAAUGGAGUUCUUCAAUGCGCCCUCCACGGCCCCCUUGUCUCUCGUUCGAGCGUUUCUUCUAUGCUUCCACUUCAGGUACCUCCGGCCUCUGUAGUACGCUGUAGAGAAUGCUGAAAUAAAUAUGGUGGGAGCCAUGGAAUUGUAGUGUAGAGUUAUGCAACUGGGCUUCUGGCGCAGGUUCAGGUGCUUCUCGCAGAAUUGGCGAUGGUGGAGGAAGAGAUAGCCUAUCUGGAGGGAAAAGUGAAGGAGCUGAGGCUGUGCUUAUACGAGGAGGGGAGACAGACUGAGGAACUGAAGCUGCACCACCAGGAGAGAUGGCUCCGGCGCCGGAGGGGUCGAUUCUUCCCCAGAUUCAGUCGGACAAAGGAGAUCGAAGAGGCCCUGUAUCAACCUCCAAUACUUGACAGGAACGCAAGAAGACGGCGCCGCCUGAUCAGAGGAAGACAGAUGCCUCUAGGAUCGAUCUCAGAAGCGACUGGCAGCGGUAAGAUCCCUCCGUUUCCUCCACUAAAUUACUCACUACCAUUUCGUUGACUGUUUUCUUUUUGUGCCCUCCCACGCAAUCAACCAGAUUCCGACACAGAGAGCUCCAAACAAUUCUCUGGGCGAAGUCAAACCAUGGUCAACUCUGACGAGGAAACCUGUGAGAAGACAUCGAAUGAGCUCUCGGAGGAGCUGAUCCGGUGCCUGAUCAGUAUCUUCCACAAGCUGAACCAGACAUCUGGCCGAGCCUGCCUUGACCCAGCAGUCAUUCUUCCUAAGUUUACUCUCUCUUGCAUGAGCUCAAAGGGCCCCACGUCAAAGUCAAGCUUCAGCUGUAAGAUACCCGCGUACUCCUCAGAUGACACUCUGCCAACGCUUGAUCCUCACGGCUUGCUGCCUGAUAUUGACGGAACAGUGGGAGAGAGAGGACCCUAUAAGAAUCUCAUCAGUGUUACGAAGAGCUCAUUGGACAUGAGCCGCAUAAAUCUCUGCUUUCUGAGCAUUGGCAGGCUGAGGUGAGCCGAUAGUCCGCAAAAUCCUGCAUCUGGGGCUAAAUUUUUUCUUCCGCCCUUUAUAAGAUUCAUCAGAACUUAAUUUCAUGACCAAAAAAUCUUUUUUUUUUUUUCAGGAAAUUAAUUCACCAGCUUAGAACAGUGGACCUUACAUUCUUGAAUUACAAGCAGAAGCUUGCGUUCUGGAUUAAUAUCUACAACGCCUGCAUAAUGAAUGUAAUAAUGAUGAUUUAUCUUGCACUGGUAGUAGAUACAGAAAGUAUCGAGCCUGUAGCUUACAUCAGUUAGCUGUUGGUCAUUCCAGGCAUUUCUUCAGCAUGAGCUACCGUCCUCUUCCGACAAAGUGCUCGAAUUACUCAAUAAGGUAACUAACUCACCGGGGACUGACUCCAACAUAAUUGUAGAAAAACCCUAGACACACGUUAAUUAAUGGUCAAUAACUACGAGUUUUCUUCCUCUUUGUCGAUCAUUUUCUGGUCCCUGAGCCGCCCAUUACAUCUGAAUGAUUCAUUUUUCAGCAUAAUGUGCCAAAAUAAUUUCUUUUGCUGUGGUGACAGAUUUCUCAUUAUAUUAUUUAUAUAAAAUAAUAGUGUCUGAUCAAAGCAUUUCAUUCAGUGGGAUAAAUAACUUCUGUUACUCCAUAUAUAUUGUCGACCAACCCAUGGUCUUAUUUAUUUAUUUAUUUAUUUAUUCAAUGAAACAGGCCGCUCUGAAUGUUGGCGGCGUUGUGCUCAAUGCCCUCGCAAUUGAGCAUUUCAUUCUUCGGCACCCAUCCCGCUCAAAACUUGUGAGUUCAGAAGCCCACCCACGAAUUAUUUUAUUUUGGUUCUGAAUUCUAACCCGCUUUCUAUAUAGGGAGUUGCAGACGGCAAAGAACGACUUCUGCAGCAUUCUUACGGCCUCAGCUACCCAGAACCAAACAUCACGUUCGCACUGUGUAGAGGCACUUGGUCUUCACCUGCUGUGAGUCCAUAUCCAGCCAUUGCAAAAAUCGUCUCACAUAAAAAUAAAAAUAAAAUUAUUGCAUUAAUAAAAUAAUUUUCUUUUCACUCUCCUCAUUGCCAAUUGGUCCUGGGUUGAAUAGCGUCAUUCCACAUGUUUAGGAGCCUACAUUUAACUGCGUUUAAUUUUCUAUUAGUAUAUACAGGAAGAUUCAUGCAUGAUACCGAAAAUGAUAUUUAACUAUCUACACGAUGCUUCUUAUCGCCUAAAUUCUCUCAGCAUUCCUUAGAAUUCACGCCAAAUAUACCGUAUUUAAUUAUUCUAUCGAUUAAUAUCGGAUUAUUCAUACAUAAUACUGAAUAAUAAUUAAUUAUAGGACAGGGUUACUUUUCUAUCCAGCUAAUGGUGGUUUGUCAGUUUCCUUGGAAUUCAAUCCAAAGAUACCAUAGUUUCUGUUUCUGUUUCUGUUUCUGUCGAUUGAUGGGGGAUUAUUCAUACAAAUAUUAAUGCUAUAUUUUUUAAUGGUUAGGUAUAUUCAAAUGUGUGUUAAGUGUUCUUUCAAUUGGUACGGGAUUAUUCAUACAGGAUAUGAAAAUAAUUUGUAAUCAUGGAAUGCAGUGCUUCUAAUCAUCUAAUGGGUCUCUGUAUUUCAUUAGAAUUCGGUUCAAACUUAGCAAAUUUUACUCUUUGAUGGUUAAAAUACAUUAAACCACGAGCUGAUAUAUCUAUCCAUUGAUACAUGAUUGCUCAUACAUAAUACUUUUAAUAAUAUUACAUUAUAGAACACGAUGCUUCAAAUCGUCGAAUCGCUCUCAUUAUUUCCUUAGCAUUCAGUCCAAAUAUAGCAAGGUUCAGGUCUGAUUCUCUCUCUUUCUCUCUCUGUCUCUGUCUCUGUCUGCUGUGUUCGAUGCUCGUGCUUGAUGAUUCCAGCUGAGGGUCUAUACUGCAGACAAUGUGGUGGAUGAACUGGAGAGAGCAAAGACAGAGUACUUGGAGGCUUCUGUGCAUAUUACGAGCAAGAGAAGAAUCCUCCUGCCGAAGCUUCUGUACUGGCAUAUGAAGGAUUUCGCAGAUGACGUUGACUCGCUGGUGGAAUGGGUCUACAGUCAACUGCCCAGGUCAGGACCGCUGAAGAAGUCAAUGAUGGAGUGCCUGAAAGGCGACAGGAAGCAGGGAGUAGGAAAGCUGGUGGAAAUCCUGUCGUAUGAGCCCGAGUUCCGAUACCUCCUACCCUUUCUGGAUUUCCCCGGGUUCAAUCUCUGUUCAUAG
Messenger RNA from Spirodela intermedia, 3413 nucleotides. The record is from the annotation of a GenBank genome assembly. NCBI's taxonomy places the organism in Eukaryota, Viridiplantae, Streptophyta, Magnoliopsida, Alismatales, Araceae.